This is a messenger RNA of Pygocentrus nattereri (red-bellied piranha), 2072 nucleotides long. It is a transcript of the gene lim2.5, whose product is annotated as lens intrinsic membrane protein 2.5. The transcript has 5 exons. Gene Ontology annotation, cellular component: plasma membrane. The record is from RefSeq and is a predicted model, not a curated record. Bases 1196 to 1717 code for a protein of 173 amino acids. Gene Ontology annotation, molecular function: structural constituent of eye lens. NCBI's taxonomy places the organism in Eukaryota, Metazoa, Chordata, Actinopteri, Characiformes, Serrasalmidae.
GUUUGAUGUGACAUGGUUAAUUGUAGAGGAACUUACUGAGUCAGAUGUCUUCACAGUGGUGGUGAUAGGAACCAGGGGUCCUCAUGUCUUAGAAUCAAAUAUAGCCAAUUCUUUUCUAAACACAGAGACUAGUGAGCCUAGACAUGUCUUCUGAGUUUCAUAUGCCAUGUUAAUGAUGGUCAAAUAGUGGUCAGUUUGGGUAAAUAUGCUUUUUUUGGGGAACCGGGUUGCCUUAUAACACUCUACAUGUUCCUCUCUACCAUGAAUAGAUUUAAAAACAUAGAUUUUAGGCCAAAAAUUUCUCUAAACUAUCAUCAGUGUCUUAGACACCAGACAGUGAAUUCAUAACCAUUUCAUAUGAUAGCUUUCAGUGAGGGGAGCUCUUAGAGCUGGACGUCUGGUUCCUAUCACCACUACUUUGAACAUUUCUCUGUGAAGUUUUUCCAAAACAGCCUUUUGUGCCAAACCUCUCUGAAUGACUCUGCUCACAUUAGAAUGAUUGCAUUAUGCAGAAAUUUUGAAAAACUGCUUGAGUUCCCCUUCUUGCUCCAGUGUAACCUGUGAGGUUAAUAGAAAGGCCUAACAUUCAUCAUCUUCCAGUCAUAAGCUUUCCCGGCCAGGUAGCGCUGUAGCUGAGUGUAUAUGUGUGCGGGUAUUGGAGCGGUCAUGUGUUUGCUCCGAGUGCGUCCCCCAUGGGCUCCGAACAGCAUGGCUGGCCGUGGCUUGAAAGAAAGUGUGCACUUCAGCAUGUUGCAUUGACUACCAGGCACUGUUACUGCAAACCUCUGCACAUCCACAGUUCUAGAACGGCCAAUACAACAACAAAAAAAAAGCGCCCACACAUACCCACAUGCACACCCACCCUUCCCCCCAUACCGUGACCCCACUCCCAACGCUGACCGUGGGCCAGGCCUGAAAGGGUCACGUGGAGCUGGCACCGGCAAGCUCAAGUGCAUUUGUUCUGUGCGGACAAACCUGUGUGUUUAAAGGAUUUUGCCACCAUCGACAGAAAAGCAAGAGGGAUAACUUUUUGGAAUUCGGCCUAGGGGGUCCUCUUUGACGUUACGCUCACUGCAGGCUCCCCGCUCUCCUGUCUUGCUCUCUCUCCCUGCGGAAAGGUUCACACUUGAGAGUGUUUCUUUAUCCUGAAGGACUCGGUGUGUUGAGCUUUGCAGCCUCCGCAGCAUCCAUCAAGAUGUACAGCUUUAUGGGAGGGGGCCUAUUCUGCGCCAUCGUGGGGAACAUCCUCCUGGUGGUCUCCACGGCCACCGACUACUGGAUGCAGUACCGCCUGUCCGGCAGCUUCGCUCACCAGGGCCUGUGGCGCUACUGUAUGUCCGGCAAGUGCUACAUGCAGACAGAUAGUAUCGCAUACUGGAACGCCACAAGGGCCUUCAUGAUUCUAUCCGCGAUGUCGUGUUUCGCGGGAAUCAUCGCCGGCAUCCUCUCCUUCGCUCACUUCUCUGCUUUCGAGAGGUUCAACCGCUCCUUUGCCGCAGGGAUCAUGUUUUUCGUUUCAACUCUCUUUGUUCUGCUUGCGAUGGCUAUCUACACCGGGGUGACGGUGAACUUCUUGGGAAAGCGUUUUGGUGACUGGCGUUUCUCCUGGUCCUACAUACUAGGCUGGGUCGCCCUGCUCAUGACCUUCUUUGCAGGUAUAUUUUACAUGUGCGCCUACAGGAUGCAUGAGUGCAGGCGAGUGGCCGGCCCGCGCUAGAGGGAUUAAGAAAAAGGAACAGAAACUACGAUGACAAGAAUAAGGACGAGUACGAGUCUGCAGGCCUGUUCACCGCAAAAUCAGGGCUUCAAUCAGUGACGUCAGGGCUGCAUCGCAGCCGAGUCAAAGUAAACGCAGGGAAAGCAGCUGAAAAAUAAAGGUGCCUCAAGUUCUCUGCCUCUGCGGUUCUUCUUCACUCUUACACAGUCCAUACUACGGUCAGUAGCAGUUAGAUCAUUACACUAAAUGUAUGGCUAUGAUGGGAAAUGAAAGUGAUAGAAUUUUAAGUUCAGAUGAAAAUGUUCUGUUCAUGCUGGUUAGAUUUUGAAAUAAAUUUCAGACCAUUGAAAAAAAA